Molecule: messenger RNA, 2526 nt
Organism: Pangasianodon hypophthalmus (striped catfish)
Lineage: Eukaryota; Metazoa; Chordata; Actinopteri; Siluriformes; Pangasiidae
Product: keratin, type II cytoskeletal 8
Exons: 9
Coding region: 131-1702 (523 amino acids)
Biological process (GO): intermediate filament organization; keratinization
Cellular component (GO): keratin filament
Molecular function (GO): structural constituent of skin epidermis
Source: RefSeq, a predicted model, not a curated record
GCAGCAGAACAGCACACAGAGGGACUUCGACUCUCCUUUGUGAGUGACCUCCUCCUACUCCUCCACUCAGCUCUUCUGCAAGCUCUCGAGCACUUUCUCUAUCUCGCCUCUCCACCACCAGACACCAGCCAUGACGUCAAGCAUCAAAACCAUGAAGAAGACCUACUCCAGCCAGUCGGCCUUCGCCGUCCCGGUCGGCUCCAGCCGGUCGAGCAUAGUAACGAGCACACGUCGCUCUGGUGUUGGCUCUGGGUUCGGCGGUGGCGCCAGCUACAGCUUCAGCAGCAGCAGCAUUGGUGGAGGUGCUGGAGGACUGGGUGGAGGCUAUGGAAUUGGGUAUGGCGGCGGUGCUGGUUUCGGCGGUGGCCUUGGUGCCGGCUUCGGUGGCGGCCUUGGUGGCGGCUUCGGCGGUGGCUCUGCUGCAGGUGGCUUCAUCGCACCACCCAUCACCGCUGUGACAGUGAACCAGAGCCUGCUGCAGCCACUCAACCUGGAGAUUGACCCCAGCAUCCAGGCCGUCCGCACUCAGGAGAAAGAGCAGAUCAAGACCCUCAACAACCGCUUCGCUUCUUUCAUUGACAAGGUACGCUUCCUGGAGCAGCAGAACAAAAUGUUGGAGACCAAGUGGAGCCUCCUGCAGGAACAGACCACCACCCGCUCCAACAUUGACGCCAUGUUUGAGGCCUACAUCGCCAACCUGCGCAGACAACUGGAUGGCCUGGGCAACGAGAAGAUCAAGCUGGAGGGAGAGCUGAAGAACAUGCAGAAUCUUGUUGAGGACUUCAAGAGGAAGUAUGAGGAUGAGAUCAACAAGCGUGCUGCUGCUGAAAACGAGUUUGUCCUCCUGAAGAAGGAUGUUGACGCAGCCUACAUGAACAAGAUUGAACUCGAGGCCAAGGUCGAUGCUCUCCAGGAUGAAAUCAACUUCCUCAGGGCAGUCUACGAGGCUGAGCUGCGUGAGCUGCAGUCUCAGAUCAAGGACACUUCAGUCGUUGUGGAGAUGGACAACAGCAGGAACCUGGACAUGGACGCCAUUGUGAAUGAAGUCCGCGCUCAGUACGAGGAUAUCGCCAACCGCAGCCGUGCUGAGGCCGAGAGCUGGUACAAACAGAAGUUUGAGGAGUUGCAGACCUCUGCUGGUAGCUACGGUGAGGACCUGCGCUCUACAAAGGCUGAGAUCGCUGAUCUGAAUAGAAUGAUCGCCCGCCUGCAGAACGAGAUCGAGGCCGUCAAGGGACAGCGUGCCAACCUGGAGGCCCAGAUUGCUGAGGCAGAGGAGCGUGGUGAGUUGGCCGUGAAGGAUGCCAAGCUCCGCAUCAAGGAACUGGAGGAGGCUCUCCAGAGAGCUAAGCAGGACAUGGCCAGGCAGGUGCGUGAAUACCAGGAGCUCAUGAACGUCAAGCUGGCUCUGGACAUCGAGAUCGCCACCUACAGGAAACUUCUGGAGGGAGAGGAGACCAGACUCUCUUCUGGUGGAGCCACUGCCACCAUCCACGUGCAGCAGACCUCUGGAGGCGGCGGAUUCUCCUCUGGCUCUGGAUUCGGCUACGGAGGCGGAGUAUCAAGCGGAUUCGGAGGAGGAUACGGCAUUGGAGGUGGCAUUGGAGGUGGCAUUGGAGGUGGCAUUGGAGGUAGCAUUAGCGGUGGCACAACCAUCAGCAAAACCUCCGUGAAAAGCAUUAGUAGCCAGAGGCGCUACUAAGCAGAAGCUUCCCAACUUCAUUUCCCUGCACCGUCAUCAACAACACAUCAAUGGUGCUAAAAUGCUAGCAACAAGCCCAACCCGAACCAUCCACCUGUUUUCUGAAUGCUGUUUUUUUCCACUAGAUAAAAAGAUUAGGAAGAUAUUUUAAGGGAUAGAGGUUAACUGAUGACGCCAAGAAACCAAGAAGAAUGUAAAGGGAAAUGCCUGAUUCUCUUUAACCCUGCUGAAAGUUCUUUAUUUUCUGCACUGAUAUGUUCUGUUGAAAAGGAAGACUAGAUAGGUAUAAGGAUUAAAAAGACCGACGCUGUUUGUUAAAACUGAAGCCACUGAAGCCAAUCUUAGAACAGGAAUGCGAGUGUUAAUGCGACAGUGGGUGAGAGAUUUUCCCAUCGUGAUGGAAGUUUUCGGCCACCACAAACCUGCUUCCGGUGAUAAACAGAAUCGCUGUAUUUGUUAAUGAUGGAUAUGUAAGUUUACACUGUGAGCAGAUCUGUUUUGGCGUAAACUGCAUCACCUGUGGGUUCCUGACGAUGAUUCCUCUCCACACCAUCUGCCUUUUCACUUGCUAAUUCGGCAGCUGUUUGCUAACUUACAUUAUAAACCAACUAAACAAGCUUUUGUCCUCCUCAUAGGCUCAACUUUGCUUCUAGGGUACAAUUGAGGAUUGCAAUCCCUCGCUCUCAGGCUGUCCCAGAUCUGUUUUCAUUUUUUCUCAGACAAAAAAAAGUAAACAAAAGCAGACGAUAGGACCAGGUUUAUUGUUUGUGAAUUGACUUUGUGACACCAUUAAAACCUGAAUGCAAUAAAUCUGAGAACUAUAA